This is a messenger RNA of Corythoichthys intestinalis (scribbled pipefish), 1394 nucleotides long. RefSeq names its product SSU72 homolog, RNA polymerase II CTD phosphatase (gene ssu72). Gene Ontology annotation, molecular function: RNA polymerase II CTD heptapeptide repeat phosphatase activity. The transcript has 5 exons. Gene Ontology annotation, cellular component: mRNA cleavage and polyadenylation specificity factor complex; nucleus. NCBI's taxonomy places the organism in Eukaryota, Metazoa, Chordata, Actinopteri, Syngnathiformes, Syngnathidae. Bases 181 to 765 code for a protein of 194 amino acids. The record is from RefSeq and is a predicted model, not a curated record. Gene Ontology annotation, biological process: termination of RNA polymerase II transcription.
GCCAUUUUGACUUCCUGCUUUCAAAGAGAAUAGUCAAGAACAGUAGUAGUAGAACCGCGUUAGUGUAUAAUUUAUUUUUAAAGGGGUUUAUUUUCUUUUUGUUUUCUCAAAAGGGGCACAAAAAACGACCCCAAGUGUUUUCCGAGCGCUUUAUUGCUUAGCUUCAGCCGGACAGUCGCAAUGCCGAGCCACCCGCUACGAGUAGCGGUUGUGUGCUCGAGCAACCAGAACCGCAGUAUGGAAGCGCACAAUAUCCUCAGCAAACGUGGAUUUGAAGUGCGUUCAUUCGGGACUGGUUCUCAUGUGAAGCUCCCAGGUCCCGCCCCAGACAAGCCUAAUGUGUACGACUUCAAAACAACAUAUGAACAGAUGUACAACGACUUGGUCCGCAAGGACAAGGAACUAUACACGCAGAAUGGAAUUCUUCACAUGCUGGACCGCAACAAGCGGAUCAAGUCCAAGCCGGAGCGCUUCCAGAGCUGUAAGGACAAGUUUGACCUGGUCAUCACGUGUGAGGAGCGAGUGUACGACCAAGUGCUCGAGGAUCUGAACUCACGGGAGCAGGAGACCCUGCAGCCCGUCCACGUCAUCAAUGUAGACAUUCAGGACAACCAUGAGGAAGCCACGCUGGGCGCCUUCCUCAUCUGCGAGCUGUGUCAAUGUAUUCAACACACGGACGACAUGGAAAAUGAAAUCGAUGAACUCCUGCAAGAGUUUGAGGACAAGAGCAGUAGAGCUUUCCUUCACACAGUCUGCUUCUACUGAACCGCUGCAAUAAGCACAUGCAAGGCACCAACUACAAAUAACAUUACGGUCGCAUUACGGGCUUUGUGUUCAUUGAAACACGUGUGCAGGACCUGACGAAAAGAUAGCUCCGCAUUAUGUGGUCGGCCUCCAUGAAGAGCGUCGACUCGCUGCUGCUCUUGCCUUUAUUCUUCUUGGUCAAGGUCAAGCGAAGGUCAGCCACGCCUCCUCAGGGAGUGCUAUAAUGCCCCAGUCCCACCAGUUUAUUCAGUGCACCUCGUCGAGAAUUAUGUACCCAGACCUGACCUGACCCAUCCUAGGUGAUCUAUUGUUUAGUCAUUUGUUCAAUCUCGUCUCAUAUUUUUAUUCAGAACCUGAAACCUGUAGAUGUAUAUUAUUGAGCCAGGAGGAAGAAUGAUGAAUAGGAUGCUUUUGUUUGGUUUUGUCUUAGAUGAGUUAAGUUAAAUGGUCGAGAUUGUGAUAACCAAACUUUUACCUCCCUGAGGUAACGUGUGUUGACUUGAUACUCAGACUCUGAUAUGAUGUCUUUCAGGGCAGUUUUUUUUUUUUUUGUAUGUUUAAAAAUAAUUGUCAGUUCAGUGCCUGAUUUGUACAUAGAAAUAUACUAAAGACUCUAAAGACCAUGUGUG